This is a messenger RNA of Phaeoacremonium minimum UCRPA7, 660 nucleotides long. RefSeq names its product putative nadh-ubiquinone oxidoreductase 23 kda subunit protein. Gene Ontology annotation, biological process: mitochondrial respiratory chain complex I assembly; mitochondrial electron transport, NADH to ubiquinone. Lineage: Eukaryota; Fungi; Ascomycota; Sordariomycetes; Togniniales; Togniniaceae. Bases 1 to 660 code for a protein of 219 amino acids. The record is from RefSeq and is a predicted model, not a curated record. Gene Ontology annotation, cellular component: membrane. The transcript is spliced from 4 exons. Gene Ontology annotation, molecular function: NADH dehydrogenase activity; 4 iron, 4 sulfur cluster binding.
AUGCUGUCCACAAAACAGCUCACCCGGGCUGCCACCGCAAGAACACAGCUACUCCAAGCCGCUGCGGCCUCACAAGCGCUCGUCGCGCAAAGAAGGACGUACGCGACGCCUUCCGGACCACCGCCGAAGGGUUUCAGACUGCAACCGCCCACCGAAUGGGACCAGGAGAAGGAGGGCACGCUCAACAGGAUUGGCAAAUACUUCCUCCUCACCGAGAUGGCGCGCGGCAUGUACGUGCUGCUGGAGCAAUUUUUUAGACCACCUUACACCAUCUACUACCCCUUUGAGAAGGGUCCCAUCUCCCCGCGGUUCCGAGGCGAGCACGCACUUCGAAGAUAUCCCUCCGGUGAAGAGCGAUGCAUUGCUUGCAAGCUAUGUGAAGCUAUCUGCCCUGCUCAAGCUAUCACUAUCGAGGCCGAGGAGCGAGCGGACGGCUCUCGACGGACAACACGCUACGAUAUAGACAUGACCAAGUGCAUCUACUGCGGUUUCUGCCAGGAGUCUUGCCCCGUCGAUGCUAUUGUCGAGUCACCAAAUGCUGAAUAUGCUACGGAGACUAGAGAAGAGCUUCUCUACAACAAGGAGAAACUGCUCGCAAACGGUGAUAAGUGGGAGCCUGAGCUGGCGGCUGUUAUUCGUGCCGAUGCUCCCUACCGAUAG